AUAUAUAUAGUACAUAAGAGCGAUGAGAAAACAAGAAUAGUUGCAACUAAGUAGCUUUAAUUAUGUAUAUGCUUAGAAGUUGUCUGCUAAUAUUUCUACUUCUCCAUGUACUAUGUGCUGCUGCCGCCUUCAUCAACAUAUCCGCCACCCCUUUCACCAAAGGCUUCAGCCCUCUCUUUGGUGAAUCAAACGUCUUCCCCUCCGCCGACGGCCGUUCUGUGCAACUUCAUCUCAACCAAUAUACAGGCUCAGGGUUCAAAUCCUCAGACCUAUACAGCCAUGGCUUCUUCAGUGCCAAAAUCAAGCUACCUUCCAACUACACAGCCGGCAUCGUGGUCGCCUUUUACACAACAAACGGAGACAUGUUUCGGAAGACACAUGAUGAACUAGAUUUCGAGUUCUUGGGGAACAUAAGAGGGAAGGCUUGGAGGUUUCAGACAAAUAUGUAUGGGAAUGGAAGCACAAGCAGAGGCAGAGAAGAGAGAUAUUACCUUUGGUUUGAUCCCUCCAAACACUUCCAUCGUUACACCAUACUAUGGACCACCAACAAUAUUAUAUUCUACAUCGACGAUGUUCCGAUUCGGGAGAUAGUACGGAACGAUGCAAUGGGAGCUGACUUCCCAUCGAAACCGAUGGCAUUAUAUGCCACCAUCUGGGAUGCCUCGGAUUGGGCUACUUCUGGCGGCAAAUAUAGGGCAAAUUACAAAUAUGCCCCUUUCGUGGCGGAGUUUACUGAUCUCGUCCUCCACGGAUGUCCUACCGACCCACUGGAGGAGGUGGUAGCCGCCAGUUGUUCCGAUAGAGACGAUGAACUCACUAGUUCUGAGUUUGCUAGCAUAACCCCUAAACAAAGGCUAGCUAUGAAAGAGUUCAGGGGGAAGCAUAUUUAUUACUCGUAUUGUUAUGAUAGGUUAAGAUAUCCAGUGCCACCACCAGAGUGUGUUAUUGAUCCGACGGAACUGCAACAAUUUAAGAACACUGGACGGUUAAAAUUUGAUGAGAAACACCAUCAGCGGAGGUUCAAGAAAAGAAAAGGCGAAGUUUUAGGAGAUAAGAGUUAUGGAAAUCAAGAGGAUGUGUGAUUAAUUAUACCCUAGCUCAUGUAUAGAUACAACAAUAUUUUAUUUCAUUUUUUUCUUUAAUAUUUAAGUUAGGUAUAUAGUUCUUUGUGGGGAGAUUUGUAGUAAUGAGUUUAAUAGAUUUACUAGCUAGCAUUAUUCUUUAGAUUGUCUGUCUAGUUAGAUACAAAAGUGGUGUGCCAUGAUUUUAUUCAAGGAAUAAAAUUAUAAUGAAGUUUAAAGAA
This is a messenger RNA of Sesamum indicum (sesame), 1303 nucleotides long. RefSeq names its product putative xyloglucan endotransglucosylase/hydrolase protein 30. The record is from RefSeq and is a predicted model, not a curated record. Gene Ontology annotation, cellular component: apoplast; cell wall. Lineage: Eukaryota; Viridiplantae; Streptophyta; Magnoliopsida; Lamiales; Pedaliaceae. Gene Ontology annotation, biological process: xyloglucan metabolic process; cell wall biogenesis. Gene Ontology annotation, molecular function: hydrolase activity, hydrolyzing O-glycosyl compounds; xyloglucan:xyloglucosyl transferase activity.